Molecule: messenger RNA, 10572 nt
Organism: Anopheles arabiensis
Lineage: Eukaryota; Metazoa; Arthropoda; Insecta; Diptera; Culicidae
Gene: rdgC
Product: serine/threonine-protein phosphatase rdgC
Exons: 12
Coding region: 1034-3667 (877 amino acids)
Biological process (GO): detection of stimulus involved in sensory perception
Cellular component (GO): nucleus; cytosol
Molecular function (GO): protein binding; manganese ion binding; calcium ion binding
Source: RefSeq, a predicted model, not a curated record
CGGUGGGGUGCGGCGUGUUUGGAAUUGAAUGUGAUUUUUUAUUCACUUGUUUUUGUCCGGCACGUGAUCAAUGGGAAGUUGAAAAUGACUAAGCGAAGGGAUGAACCGUUUGCGGCUGUAGCUGCCGCAGGCCCCAAGCUGAAGUGUAAAUCUCUUACCCCGUGUGUGUGUUCAUGUGUGUGUGGGGCUCUGUGGAGCAGUGUUUCACAGUAAAUUACAUGUUUGAAACAAAAAUCGAUUUUAUUGGAUGAAAGUUUUGCUUUCGUUUAGUUUUAUUCUCUAUUCUGUUCUGUUGUGCGAUGUGCUAGAGAUUAUUGCGUGGUUUAAAAUGUUGCCUUACAACUCGGCAAAGAAAAGUUAAUCCUCCAACGUGUGCUCGUGCGCUGGCAAAUGGUUUGAAUGUGUUGCGGUUGUGACUGACGUGUAGAAUGGGCAUCGAAUGGUUCCGGAUUUUAAGCUCUUCGUGAGCUUCCGAGUCCGAGGGGGAUUUUUAAAAAGGUUUAAGAACGGUUCGGUAGAUAAGCAGGAACAAAAGAUUGGGAAGCUUUUUCGGCAACAUACAAACAAAGAGAAAGGGUCCGUCAAACCCACACACGAGGGAGAUUUUCAUAGUGUGGUACGCAUUAGUUGAUGAUCAAAGUUGGCCGGUUCUGCAAACUCUCGAAGAGUCUCACUCGAAGGGCGGAAAAUGGCACAGUGGGAGUAUCUUCUACUGUCUGCAGCUGGCAAGGACAUCGAAAUGAGCACAACGCCUCCCCAGUAACAGUUCCUUCGUCAAGGGGUGAAUUAAAGCAUAGUGAAGGUUUAGUAUGUAGUGGUGAAUGUGUAACAAAAAAAAAAGCCAACAAAGUGCACACGAAGCGCGAGUAAUGAUAAUUGAAUUUUCAUCAACCACCAUCAACCGAGCGAAGGGUUGAAACAAGGAUCGAAAGUGGUAGUGGAAGGUGCAAACGGAUAACGUGUAAUCAAACAACGACCAACAGUGCGAUGACGGUGUGCUAGUGGUUGCGGCAUCAACGGUGGUAGUGCGUGAAUGCGGAACCAGACACAAUCGAAGCGUCGAGCAGAAAUUAACCCGAGUCACCCGAGCAAGCAAGAGAGCACGUUCCAAACGAGAGGAAGCGGGUUGGGGAAGCAGAAGGUCACGAAGAUGCUUCGCAACUGUGGCUGUUUUCAGCGGGCUCGGCGUAGCUCCAGCUUCGAGGACUCGUCCUCCUGCCGGUCGUCCGAGAUCGAGCGGGGCGGCGAGAUGACACCGCACAGUGGCAGCCUGCUGAAGCUGUUCACCUCGAAGGGCUGGUGCAGACAGUGGCGCAAGAGUGGCCGGGGCAUGAGCAUGACCAAGAUUGAAAGAACAAUGAAGGCGGCCAUUCUUAUACAGCGCUGGUAUCGGCGGUUUCUAGCCCGGAUCGAGAUUCGGCGGCGCUACACGUGGACCAUCUUCCAGAGUAUCGAAUAUGCGGGCGAACAGGACCAAGUACGGCUGUACAACUUUUUCAACGCACUACUUACGCACAUUCCAGAGACCGCCGGACGUCCGCUGGACUCGCAAAACACAUCCCGCUCGUCGUCCGCAGAGGCACUGAAUAUGAAAUUUUCCGACGAAUCGGACGAUCUAGCCGACGAGGGUAUUACCGGACCGGAGCGUGGCUACCAAGGGCCAGAUAUCAAGUUCCCGCUCGACAAGAAGGAGCUCGAGGUGAUCAUCGAUCUGUUCCGGAAGAAGAAAAACCGCCUGCACGCGAAGUACGUGGCGGGGAUACUGCGGGAAGCGACGUCGAAGCUGAAACGGUUGCCAAAUUUAAACCAGGCGUCGACCGCCAUCUCCAAACAGGUGACGAUCUGUGGUGAUCUGCACGGGAAGCUGGACGAUCUGCUGGUCGUGUUUCAUAAGAACGGACUGCCAUCGCCAGAGAACCCGUACGUGUUCAAUGGGGACUUCGUGGACCGGGGUAAGAAAGGGCUGGAGGUGCUGCUGCUGCUGCUCUGCACGUUUCUGGUGUUUCCGGGCGGCGUGUUUCUCAACCGGGGCAACCACGAGGACACGGUGAUGAACGCUCGGUACGGCUUCAUCCGGGAGGUGCACCAGAAGUACAAACACAACGCCGAAAGACUGCUGAAGCUCAUCGACGAGGUCUACCGGUGGCUUCCGUUAGGGACGAUAGUGAACAACCGUGUGCUGGUCGUGCACGGCGGCAUUUCCGACUCGACCGAUCUCGAUCUCAUCCGCAGCCUGGACCGCGGAAAGUAUAUAUCACUAUUGCGGCCACCCAUCACCGAAAGUACCGCCCCGGGCGCUGAAAUCAUCGAUAAGGUGGAAUGGAAACAGGUGUUCGACAUACUGUGGAGCGACCCGCAGCACACCGAGGGCUGCCGGCCGAACUCGUUGCGCGGAGCGGGCACCUACUUCGGACCGGACGUCACUAGCAAGUUCCUACAGCGCUACAAGCUCCAGUAUCUCGUCCGCUCGCACGAAUGCAAACCGGACGGGCAUGAGAUCAUGCACGGUGGCAAGGUCAUUACUAUCUUCUCCGCAUCGAACUACUACGAGAUUGGCUCGAACAAGGGUGCCUAUCUGAAGCUGGAUCCGCAGCUGGACACGCACUUCGUGAUGUACACGGCGGCCGCCUCCAAAACGCGCAAGCUCACGUUCCGCCAGCGGGUGGGGCUGGUGGAAAGCUCGGCCCUGCGGGAGCUGGCAGCGAAGCUGCGCGAGCGGCGGAUAGAGCUGGAGCGGGAGUUCAAGUCGCGCGAUCCGGAAAACAAGGGUGUGCUGCCGCUAGCCAAGUGGUGCGAGGCGCUGGAGAGCGCCACCAGCCUCGGUUUGCCGUGGCGAAUGCUGAAGGAUAAGCUUGCACCCGCCGAUAAUCCCACUGCCAGUACGGUCGCAACGGUGACGGAAGUAAGCUACCGGAAGACGCUGCAUCUACUCGACACGGACUCAUUCAAAUCGGCCCAAAACGGUACCACCUCCGUGGCGGAAUCGCUGUACAAAAACAAGAGCAGCCUGGAAGCGAUCUUCCGCAUACUGGACAAGGACAACUCGGGCCAGAUCUCGCUGGAGGAGUUCGGCGAGGCGUGCGAGCUGCUGCGGCGCCACUUCCCGCACAACACGCACGAACAGCUGCUCGACAUGUGUCGCAUGAUGGACAUCAACAAGGACGGGCUGGUCGAUCUGAACGAGUUCCUGGAAACGUUCCGGCUGUGCGAGAACGCCAAGGAGCAGCUGCUGAUGAGCCUCGAGGAGCGCGCGAUAGCGGAGAGCAACGGGAACGGGUCGGGCAGUGCGCUGGACACCAUUGACCUGCAGCCGUCGGGCCCGGUGGCGGCGGCGGACCGGAAGAAGGACGGCCUGCCAGACAGGAACGGGAACUGUGCGGCAAAGACUGCCAGGGAGGACUGCCAGGGCAAGACGGAUGGGCGCCGGCGGAGCAAGAAGCGUGCGAGCGGCAAGCGGGCCAACAACGGGCCGGAGAACGGGGCGCCGGAAGCGGACGAGGACACGGACGACUACGAAGACUACGAGGCGAACGAGCCGGAGGAGGGCGAGAGCAGGGAGAAGAGCGCCGGCCCAGUGAACGGUACAGUUAUAAGCUCAUCCAACACUGCCGCUGUCGCUAAUAGCACCGCCAACGGUGACACUCACAAGGACACCAUCGUCGCCUAAACGGGGCACAGGCUUAUGAGUGUUUCUUUUCCUAUCUCUCUCUUUCUCUGUGUGGAUGUGUUCGUAUGUGUGUGUGCGUGUUUGCGUGUAUGUGAUUCCGAUCUCCAAAGUACCUCCUCCAAGUUUGUUGCUGUGUUUCUAUCGCUCCUCUACCUUCCCAUCUCACUGUACACUGUUUGUAUCCGGCGUUUAGUACCGUGACUCCAAGUGCGAUGGAACUUGGAAAACAAGUUCCAGGAUUCAGAAGGAUUUGAUCAGUGGAAUUGAGCGUUACCUGAGAGAAGGAGAGAAAGGGAAGUGAACGUGAGGCAGAAGAGGUAAAAGGUUUCCCGCACAUUCUUCCGGCCCUCGUACGGUUGCCCACCGUUGCACACUUUACAGUUUACAGGCAGCGUGUUUGACCCAGUGGUACUACAACAAGAUGAAGCUGUCAAGGAGUUUUGCAACAACAGUGGUGGCUUUGGUUUUGACACAUGGCUUCUCAUUAAGCUCACCUGUUGGCUUAUGGGUUAGCAGCGGUACCGGAUCAGGUAGGAGCACACAGAGCUUUAACACAACAAUGUUUAAGAUUGUAAAAGGGACAGCUACAUCUACAUCUCAACAUCUCGUUGAGUGGUGGAUUACCCAACAUAGUGGAUUACCCUGUUUCAUUCAAACAGUAGGUACGUUCAAGCUUUUUAUUGUUCUAUCCUUGCUUCUUGUUACCUUCAUGCUGAUUGCACUUUUAGUGUUACGUUACCGUUUACUUUUACGACAAUCGUACUACAAGUUUUAUUGAUUGUCUGGCGUAAAACAGUAAUGUUCAAUCAUUGAAUCGUUGUAGAUGUAAAUUGGCUUCUUGCACUUCAUCUACAAAAUGUCUAUUCCUUCUCAGAAGGUUGGUUAUUCGCUCUUUGAAACGUGGUUAAUAUCCUCAUCAAUGGUCUGAUGCAGUGAUCCUCUUUUUUUCAUAAAUUUAGGAGUGAGGAACUACUUUCAAAAAUACUUUUGGGAACAAAUUCAAUGUAAUCAGUGAAGUGAGUUUUGUGUUGAAUGGCAAGACUUUGCCUGGAAGUAGGUAAAACUUUUCCCGUCAAUCAAAUACUUAAGCUGACUUAUAAAGAAAUACGUUACUCAGACAGCUUAUUCAGUACAAACAACUUUUGUAGUAUGAGCAAGCAUCCUUUUCUCUGUCAAGUAUAUGCAAACGAAAACUUUCAACGUUAAAUUAAAUGCAACUUCCUGCAAGUAAGUUCUUCCAUCAUGAAUGAAUGGACCUGUACCGAACACCCGGUAACGAACAGACAGACUUAUGUAUUUGAUUUCCUCAAAACUCCCUCAAAACGAUAGGAGCAGUGUUGAAUUUCUCUAAGCAUGUAAUUCAACCUUGUAUGCACAGAAAUGUAUUCGAUUUUGUAGGGUAUGUUCAGUGGCCAGGUGUGUGUCUGAUUUUUGCCGUUACUGGCGAUCACUGCCACUAUACAUGUCUUGUUAGUGAAAAGACUCCAACCUUCGACGCUGAAGUGGAACGAAGCGUCAAUCACUGUCAGUGACGUUAAAGGAAGGAUUUCAGAAAAAGUUCUUUUUACCAAGUGUAUGGAUGCUUGAAAUGUUUUACAUAUUCGCAACCACAAUUUUAUUCGGCGCGUUAUGUGGUAGUGUAGUGUCCAACCGGAGCUUUAAGAGUGAGGUGUUCAUAUUACUAGACGAGUGUAAAAAACAAGUUAAAGUAUAAAUUGAUAUUGUUCUACUAUUCUCUUCUAUUGUUGAUAUUGGCCUCUAAUCACAUAAAGCAUUGAAAUGAAUGAAAAAGGCAUCAGGAAUUUAAGGAUCGAGCUCUGAAAAUGAUGUUGUGUUGCGUAAAACAAACCAAGCAAGUAGCAACACAAAGCAAAAAUGCACACCUGAGGCAUGGAAAUGGCACCCAAUCUAGCACUUUCUGACACAAUCCAUUACGGCUAGAGUAAUUAACCUGGAGUAGCAAGUGUGUGUGUAUGCUUUGUGAUGCCCCAUCACUCAACACGUGUGUACCAUGCUGCCAACAUCACUAAGGGGAACGGGAAGCGAAUAAUUGCGAUUAGCCAGGGAGUGGAAAGACAAAGACCCACUUAACUCAUUCACAAACACACACACACCGUCACACGUUUUCGGAAGGAGGGAGCAUGCUCAAGUUUUUGCUUCAUUUCCGGCUGUAAUCAACUGGAUAAAUGGCACUUUUUCCUGCUCCAAACCCAUGAUGUGGGUGCUGGGUGCGUUUGCCGGCGUGGGCGAAAGCGUUAUUCAUCGCAGCGCCGCGUGGUACAUUUUGUUCAACGAGUCGGUAAGGUUUUUCAGAAUGUGUACUUGGUUGCUCGGUGCUGUGUAAUGGUACUGGUACGCAUGCACCAAUGCGGGAGAAGCGUUUGCUGAUUAGCAGUUGAUAGACAGGUGACCAUAAAAGCAUUACUCCAACGUCGUUAGCCGUUGCGAAACAGGUGAAGUGCUAAAUGACUUCAAUUAACGCUAGACUGUAAGUAAAGGUACAUGCAAUAGUUGUGUACCAUGGUGUCAUUUGUUCUCACUUUUCUCAUUAUAUUUGGUUACCAUUAUAGCUCGAUGUCACAGAACGUUUCAUUAACCUUUCGUGUUUGAUUAACGGACUUUUUGCGUAUUUUCAUUUCAUCCUUUCAGCUUCAUCCCCGAUAUCAAAUCAUCUUUCUUCUCGCUCACAACAGAAUUGAAAGGCCACUUUCUUGCUUGCCUACCCCCCCCCCUCCUCUAUCCCAAACAGUCACAAUACUUAAUGUGUGCACUUUAGUAGCGUCUCUUUCUGCAGGCUACAGCGCUGUUCUUCUUAAUGUCAUUAACGUCAAUAAUGUGUCACUUUACUUGGCUGCGUGUGUGCGAAUGGGCCACUCUCACUUGCCAUCAUCAUCAUCAUCCUCCUCCAAGUCGCCGGCAGCAACACAACAACAAUGCCGCCGAGCGUUGAGAAGAAAGCAGUGAACGCCGAAGUUCCUGCUUGCCUCCGGGGCGGCAAGGGCCACGUACCGUCUCGGCAUCGGUUUUGAUUCUUAUACUUUAUUAUUUCUCAUCCAUUUUUACUGGCUCGAUUCUGGUCGCUCGAAUCGUUGGCUGUUCAAAUGGCACUGAGUGUGUGAAAGUGUGUGUGUGUGUGUCCGUGUGAUAAAUGUUCAUACAGCCAUUAGAUAAAGAUUUUAUGCUGGAGAGUAAAAGCAGAAGCGUUGUCAUUACGUUGCCUUAACUUGUCGAACAGUGUGGCAUUGUUGGGCUGGUGCUGAAAGGUUAAAAUAAUGUCUCUGAAUUUCGGUGUGCAUUAUUCGCGCUUCAAGUUUAAUUCGAUUAGAGAGCAUUUAUGGAAGUGAGCUUUUGCGUUGGAAGCGUGGGGUGACAUUAUCGUUGCCUUUGACAAUGGUUAGAAGCCAUUGAGUGCAUUUGAUUUUAAUUAACACUUUGACCGCCGGCCUGACGUCACAGUUUGCGAAUGAGCACGUAGCGCAUGACAAGAGAGCGAUGAGAGCGACAAUUGUUCGUGCGACUAUUAUCACUCUUUUGUUUCAUUUCGAUAAGCGACGUAGCACAUGUCGUUCUCGUUCUCUCUUUCCUACCUCAUUCGUUAUCAAGAGAAUUCGUGAGCGUCAGCUACAGAGCUGAGCGGUGAACAAAGCCGUCGUGCGAUUUCAUAUGACGCGGCGCUUAAAGUGUUAAAUUCAAUGGAUGAAUUCGUUUGAACGUAGAUAGAACAUGUUUCCACGAAUAUUGAAUGUUCCUCAUUCAAUAUAGAGUGUUCUGUGCUGCUGCUAACAUAAUUAAUUUUAGAGUUUCUUUUCAAGUUCUUUCUUUUCUUCAAAAAUAUAAAAUUAUAUAAACCAACACAAUUAUUUGGUUUAAAAUUUAUUUUCAAUUUAUUUUUAAAAUCUUCGGAAAGCUUUCCGCUUUUUUGCUAUGAAGCACCAGGCUUCUCCAUCGAGCGCAACAAAAAAGGGGACUUAAUAUUUUUAUCGCUUCAAAAGCAUCUAAAAGGUCACAUACACACACUUCAAAUGUGCCCAAUUCCCUAGAUGGAUGUUAAAAAAACAUGUUACGAAAUCGAAAUAUUGUUCCCUGCACGAUCCAAUUUUCCUAGGAACGAUAAAACCGAAACCAACCUGACCUGGUUGCCCCGUUUUUCAAGCACCAAAGUAGUAGAUCCACUUCACUUAAGUGUCGUAAAAUGCUGCUGGAAUUAUUUUCUGAGCACUUUCCGUCCUUUACACUUCACAUACGGAACAAACUUUCUGUUCCUGGUACAAUGGAGCAUCAUCCUAUUUGAGCGCGGUUGGUUUUUGAAAUUCAGAAAUACCCUUCUGCCCCUGCUGCUUUUCGUAAUCAGAAAGCUGAUUACGGUGUGAAAGUUUCCGUUUUGGCCAACGUGUACUACCUGCGCUUUUCUCUUAGCCGGCGGGCUAAGAUCAAAGCUCGCACAAUCACACCAGCGUGCCAAAUGUGAUUUGUCCGGUACGGCACGUGCCGAGCGCGCGCUUUGGUGCAGAUGGCAAAACUUUGCCUCCAAAUGGUUGUGGUUUUUUGAUUUUCCCUUUUAUCUGACUUUUUGGAAGAAUGGAAGGAAAGAAUGUGGCCCGAUUCCGGAGGCAAGGGCACGACACAUUCCAAAAACCAGUGUAGGAAAGGCAGGAAGUAUAGCAGCUGUUGUGAGCUAAAACCGGGUGAAAAAAGAACGCUGAAAAGGAAAGUGAAGAAAUAAUUUGGUUGGAAGGUUUGGUUUCCCUUUUUUUGCAUAUUUUUUCUUUACCGCCAAAUAUUGUGACAGUGGUGUGAAUUGCCCUUACACACAUACACACAGGCAAAGGCAAAGAAGUGACACCAAGUGAAUGUAAAGUAUGCAAACAGCGGCGCGGGAAAAUAAAAUUAUUCUCAGCCGUUUGGUAGGUUAAAUAUUGAAUCGGAGGUGAUUUUUGCUCCCUUUCUUCACACAGUUUCACAUCGCAGAUUCACUUUCUUUGAAAUGAGAAAUGAGAAGCAACAUCCAUUCCCAUUACAGUUCAUUAUUGCUAAACAUAGCAAAGGUUUUUUUUUUAAAUCUAAAUUAACUGACUCGUGAAGGUGAAAAUUAGAUGACAGCUUCAUUUCUGGUGACCUUGAAUGAGGAGAGUCAUUUUGGUGCAUUUUGUUUCUUUUCUGUCUGACUUCUUUCCUCCAUAAAUACUCUCGAUGAUUGCUUUCGUAACAAGUUGAGCUACUGUUUGUGUGUGUUUGCGUGUUUUCUGCUUGUAAGUGGGAGUCUACGCUACUACAAAACGACAGACGAGAUCGCAUGGAAACUUGAAAAGGAAAGAAAAACACGCAAAUACGCGAGAAACGCAAUGAUACAUUUCCAAAAGUUUUAAAUCUGUUUGUGUCGUUUUCCGGGCGGUAAGGGACUGCUUUCAAGCAGUGUAGGAAGUGUGAAAAAGUCAGGAUGAGCUCAGGCUUUGCAAAACAAACAAAAAAUCAUAUCCUAUUUCGAAUUGAAAUUGGGAAAGUGAAAUAGAUUAUGGUGGGGUGGGUGCGAUAAAAACUCUCCGUUACCGGAAACGGAAAGUGUUUGUUAUUAUUUACAAAAGCGCGCUGCCCGAAGAGAAGGGAUACGCUGUGCUGUAAAUAUUUCUCACGACAAGCUUAUCUCAGUUUUUUGUUCGUUUUUUUUCUGGACUCCAUUCUCUGCAACGUGAGAGAUGGAGAUUAAUUUUUCCUUUAGCUUUCGCACAGCUUUUCUUUAAACGUUUCAAAAGCUCGAAAAUACAGCGCAAGUCGUGCUGGACAGCAUUCGCCUGCGUUAUAAUCCUUUUUGCCAUGUAUGCAAGUAAGCUUGGCUGCAUUUCUACACGAUCUACUUCACAUUUCUACGCUCAGUGCACAUUCCGCUUGCAUUCCAGCGGGCGAAGCAACCCUUCUCGAGCGUGUUUAAGAUCCACCGCACCGUAAAUGGAAGGCAUUUCACUAUCGGUAAGCUUCUUACAUACCCAACGGUUUUCUUUUUUCGAAUUAAAUUUCAUUUCCUGUCGCACUGGUGUUAACUAAAGUGCUCCGAAAGUCCACACUCACACCAUAUCGCUCAUCCGCUCGAGAUUGAGUUGCAUUAUAUUUGUGUGAUUUUUUCACCACACACACACACCUUCAGGUUUUAAACUGUGAGAAAUUGUGCAUGAAAUGUGUAGUUUUAUUUCUUUAAUUUCCUCCUUCUGUCUCCCGUUUUUUUAUACCAAAAAAACUGCGUCAUUUGGCUUCUGGGUCUUGCAACUGGCGCUAUUUUAUGUAUGGCAGCUUCACCGAUGGCAGAACACUCUCCCAAAGGUCAACGCUGGGCGGAAGAGGUUCGUCCAAGGCCAAGGAUUGCAUUUGCGUAAACGGUGUAUGCUUCCGGUGGGUGGUCGGAAAAUGCGUGAUGCGGGAAUUGCGUUUAUGUGUGUGUGUGAGGUGCGGAUAUGCGGUAAGCGAGUAUGCACGGUAGGAAUUUUAUAGAAUUUAAAACUGCAACAGACAUGAAACGAAUCUCGUGGGAACAAAAUGAGUACACCGACGCUUAGAUGUUAUCGAUUCCUAUACACGUUUUAAAUGUUAUCGUAUCUGUGAAAGGAAAGUGGCAGACAAAUAGAAGGGCAGAUGAUGAAGAAGAAGGAAAUGAUGAAGAGUAAAUAGAGAAAAAGAGAAUGAAAGAGAGAUAGCAAGAGAGAGAAAAGAGAGGAAGAGAGAGAGAGAGAGAGAGAGAGAGAGAGAGAGAGAGAGAGGACAAAAGAGUAGUAAGAUAAAAAAGAAAUACAUUAUCAAAGUAAAACCAAUGUUUCAAAUUAGCUAAACAAAAGCGCAAAGCGAACUAAAAAAAGGAAAAUAAGAAACGUGAAGACAAAAGUAAACUCCAAACAUUGUGUAUGUGUUUAAUGUCGUUU